CCGCGCGUGGCCCCGCCCUGUGAAGCCCCGCCCCUAGUCCGUGUUCCUGCGACCCCGACGGCCCGCGCGUAACCCCCCCUCCCCGAAGAAGGGAGUAGCGCUGGCCUCCAAGAUGGCGGCCAUGGCAACGGCGUCCGGGCAGCAGCAGAGUGACUGCUGUUUCAGUACUCCAGAAAUUGAAAGUCAACACUUUCAAUUUCAGAACUGGACAGUUAAAGCUGAUCAAGCUAAGAAAGCUGAAUUCAUAAGAACAGCAGAAAAACUAAAAAAUCAACUUGUGAAUAUAGAAAAAGACAAAAAUGGUCAUCUCUACAGCAAGAAGAGUGAUUUCAGGGUGGAAUACAGCAUACUGGAAGAACUGGAACAUAAAAUGACUAACAACAGGAAAGCUGACAAAGCAAAAAUCCAGCAACAACUAGCAAAAAUACACAAUAAUGUUAAGAGACUUCAACGACAAUUGAAAGAUGUGAAGCCUACACCGGAAUUCGUUGAAAAGCUCAGGGAAAUGAUGGAAGAAGCUGAAAAUGCAAUAAAUGGUUUUAAAGAAGAACAGCGACUAAUAUAUGAAGAGCUUAUGAAGGAGGAGAAGAUUUCUACUAAUGAGCUCAGUGCCUUACAGAAAAAAAUUGACACAUGGGCACUGGGUAGUUCAGCCAUAGAAAGAGUUUUCAGGUUACCAUCAGGCAAGGUUCCAGUAGACAAAACACUGCAAAAUCAUCUACCUGAAGAAGUAGUAGAAUUUGAAAGGUUCCUUCAGCAAACAGGAGGACGACAAGGAGGCUGGGAUGAUUAUGAUCAUCAACACUUUUUGAAAGUAUGGACAAAACAUAAAGGAAAGCCAUCCUAUAUAGAAGAAGCCCUUGAGUAUCUCUCUGGAAGAACAAAAGAGGAUAUUCAACAGCAUGAGACAUGGUAUCAAGAAUUUCUGAUUUUAGAGGAAAGAAAAAAAGAGUCUAUUGAAAAGUGGAAAAUGAAGAAGCAACAAGAAAAACAAGAAAUCUUAAAGCAAAAGCAGAAGUCAGAGAAAAUGCUCAAAACAGAAAAUCUUCAACAAGAAGCAGCUCAGAAGCAAAAAGCAGAGAAGGAAAGGAAAAAGCAACAAGCAGCUGUCGAAGCGUGGAAAAGACAUAAAGACAUAGAAUUUGCAAUGAAACAAGCAUCUCGACUGAAAGAGGAAGAAGAGAGGGAGAAAAAGCAGCAGAAGGAACGCCAGCGCCAGUUCCAACUGAAGCUACUGCUAGAAAAGUACACUCGGCAGAAGGAGGAACAGGAGGCGCUCCAAAGACUUGAAAAGGAGAAGAGGGAGGAGGCUGAAAGGGAAGAGAGGAAGAGAAUUGCUGCCGAAGAAAUUUCUAAGUUUCAAGAGCGAGAUCUUCAUAAACUUGAAGUAAAGAUUCUAGAAAAGCAGGCAAAAGAGGAGGAAAAAAUAGAAAAAGAAAAAAGACUGGCAAAGUUAAGAGAGAAGGUUGAAGUUCACGUAACCAGAGACCCAUCUAGACUGUACAAACCUACCAAGGGUUGGGAGGAACACACAAAAGAGAUUGGACCAACAGAUGUGCAGCCACUUUUACAUAUUCCACAUAGGGCUAUCCCAACCUGGAGACAAGGGUUAUAGCUGAACAUCUGCAUAUAUGAGAAGAUGAAUUACAUACAAAUAAAGUGACCAACUGGGUCCUUAGAAAUUUUCAUAAAACUUUUUUAUGUAAUAAAGAAUAUUGUGUAUUAUUA
This is a messenger RNA of Chrysemys picta bellii (western painted turtle), 1728 nucleotides long. It is a transcript of the gene CCDC112, whose product is annotated as coiled-coil domain containing 112. The record is from RefSeq and is a predicted model, not a curated record. NCBI's taxonomy places the organism in Eukaryota, Metazoa, Chordata, Testudines, Emydidae.